This is a messenger RNA of Trichomycterus rosablanca, 2267 nucleotides long. RefSeq names its product proton myo-inositol cotransporter-like. Gene Ontology annotation, biological process: transmembrane transport; myo-inositol transport. The transcript is spliced from 10 exons. NCBI's taxonomy places the organism in Eukaryota, Metazoa, Chordata, Actinopteri, Siluriformes, Trichomycteridae. The coding region runs from base 1 to 1950 and encodes 649 amino acids. Gene Ontology annotation, cellular component: apical plasma membrane. The record is from RefSeq and is a predicted model, not a curated record. Gene Ontology annotation, molecular function: myo-inositol:proton symporter activity.
AUGUCCCGCAAAUCGUCGGAGCAUGACUACACCCUGCGCAGCAUGACCAACCUGAUGGGCGAGAGGAGGAAAAAAGCAAAAGCAGGUAGAGGAGGAGAUGAAACCGGAGAGCGGACUCUCAUCGCGGCUCCGUCCAGCUCCAGCCUCACGAGCCUGACCGCUCCCUCCGCCGCCUCUCCGCACGCCUCCACUGGGGACCUGGAGCGCGCCGCCCGCAAGAACUUCCAGCGGGAUGGAGCUCCGGCCUUCGUGCGCGUCCUGGCGCUGCUGUCCGGGCUCGGAGGCUUUUUGGCCGGUUAUGAUGCCGGGGUGAUAUCCGGUGCCAUGCUGCUGCUCAAGCGGGAGCAGAACAUCACGGUAGCCUGGCAUGAGCUGCUGGUGUCGGGCGCACUGGCCGCGGCGGCUCUCUCGGCUCUGGCAGGCGCGUUUCUAAACGGACUGUUCGGGCGGAGACCUUGUGUGCUGCUCGCCAGCUUCGCCUUCUUCAUCGGUGGCAUCGUGAUGGCAUCUGCUCCCAAUAAGGAGGCUGUCCUGGUCGGCCGACUCGUUGUCGGGAUCGGAAUUGGGAUUGGCUCUAUGACUGUUCCUGUGUAUGUUGCUGAAGCCUCACCACCACAUCUGAGAGGGCAGCUGGUCACCAUAAACACACUGUUCAUCACAGCGGGACAGUUUGUGGCGAGUCUCAUCGAUGGUGCCUUCAGCUACGUGCAGCAUGGAGGAUGGAGGUACAUGCUGGGCUUAUCAUCUCUGCCCGCUCUAGUGCAGUUCUUGGGUUUCCUCUUUCUGCCCGAAAGUCCUCGAUGGCUUAUUCAGAAGGGUCUUACCCAGAAGGCCCGGCGGGUGCUCAGCCAGAUCCGAGGAAACCAAAACAUCGACGAGGAGUACGACAGCAUCAAGAGCAGCAUUGAGGAAGAGGAGAAAGAUACAGGAGAUGGACCAGUGUUGUGGAGAAUGGUGACUUAUCCUCCAGCCCGGCGUGCUCUCAUUGUGGGUUGUGGACUUCACAUGUUCCAGCAGCUCUCCGGUAUCAACACAGUCAUGUAUUACAGCGCCACCAUUCUGCAGAUGUCUGGAGUGCGGGACGAUAAGCUGGCCAUUUGGCUCUCCUCACUAACUGCCCUCACCAACUUUCUAUUCACAUUGUUGGGUGUGUGGCUGGUGGAGAGAGUCGGCAGACGAAGACUUACUCUCGGAAGCAUUGCUGGUACAUGUUUAAGUCUGGGUCUCCUGGCUGUUGGGUUCCUGCUGUCUGCCCAACACUCUCCCUUAGUCACACUCCACCACACUGACCCCUCGCUGGCCAACUCCAGCUGCUCCACCUAUCUGUCUUGUGAGCCGUGCAUGCUGGAUCCGAGCUGUGGCUUUUGCUACCAGCAAAACAGCACUGCGGUGUUCGCCUCCUCCUGCGUGCCAGUCAAUCAGGCCUCCACAGAAAGAGCGGCAUGGGGCAGGUGCUCCAAUUCAUCCCAGUCUGCAGGACACAGUCUUUGGGCUUAUAACUUCUGCCCAACCUCUUACUCCUGGCUGGUUCUUUUGGGACUCAUCCUGUACUUGGCUUUCUUUGCUCCAGGACUGGGCCCAAUGCCAUGGACGGUUAAUUCUGAAAUUUACCCACUGUGGGCAAGAAGCACAGGCAACGCCUGCUCAGCUGGAGUAAACUGGACCUUUAAUGUACUGGUGUCACUGACCUUUCUCCAUGUGGCCCAGUACCUCACCUACUAUGGUGCAUUCUUUCUGUACUCAAGUCUGGCUCUGCUGGGGUCCUUCUUCAUUUACGGCUGUCUCCCCGAGACCAAAGGCCGGCGGUUAGAGGAAAUCGAGUCACUGUUCGAGAGCCGCCUGUGCUCCUGCGGUGCCUCAGACUCAGACGAGGGACGGCAGGUGGAGUAUAUUAGGGUCAAAGGAUCGAAUUACCACCUGUCGGACAAUGACGGCUCAGACGUGGAUUAAAGCCGCAGAAGGAGCUCAGUGAACGCAGCGUGAGUCGUCUCUCAGCUCUGCACAGGGCUGAUGAGGAGAGGAGAGAACGAAUCACUUUUCAGCCUCACCCCAACACGACACCAGGCCCAUCUGUAGCAGUCAGGCUGUAUCUAUUACAGCGGUCCACUUGAAAGGAAAAUAGAGGCGCCACACCAAAAUACAAUCGCAAACACACUAACAAGCAGUGCCAGGCCACUUAUUGCUGGAUAUUGUGGUAAAAGGUUACACCCUAUUUUUGUGCUCGUUUUAUUAAACAAAGAUGUUCACUGUACAAUAAAUAGUCAAUG